Molecule: messenger RNA, 6084 nt
Organism: Paramuricea clavata
Lineage: Eukaryota; Metazoa; Cnidaria; Anthozoa; Malacalcyonacea; Plexauridae
Source: the annotation of a GenBank genome assembly
AUGACUUACAAUUUUAAACACUUUAUUUUUGCAGAAAAGGUAACUGUAGAUGAAAGGCAACCUGACGAUGAGGUGGUCAAGGACCAGGAAGAGGAUAAUAAUGAGGAAUCAAGUGACAAACCUAGUGCAGAGCCAUAUGACAGUCCUAGUGAAGAGUCAUGUGACAGCGCAGAGUCAUAUGAGUGGCCAGAAGAUGAUGAGUUGAUUGUCAUAGAAACUGGAGACGGAGCACCAUUAGUUGGAACAGUUGAGACUGCUGAAUCAUAUUAUGUUGUGAAUCCUAAUCAACAUUCUUUCAAUGGACUAUCACCAUCAGGUAUUGUAUUAAUUCCUGCAUUAUCAAACAUUACACAUUAGUAUUUUUGCACAAGUGAACAUAACAAAUCCUACAAGGUGAUUGGUCAAAUUUGACAUAUUAAUCUGUUAUAUUCACCUACAGGAGAAUAUAACAAAAUCGAAAUUUUCAAAAUGGCGGUUAGCCGUUUUGUUGAAGUUAGUGAUAAAGAAAUAAGCGAAAUUAAAAUGAAUUCAGACAAGAAAAACACAAAAAAACUUGUGCAAAAAUACUAAAACAGUUAUUCGCCUCAGGCUCGGUGAUUAUCGGGGAAUAUUCACCUCGACUUCGUCUCAGCGAAUAUUCCCCGAUAAUCACCUCGCCUUCGGCGAAUAAUUGUUAAAUAAUGAUGCAGAUAUUUGUAGAGAUUACAAAUAUUUACACUAUUAUUAUAAUUCGAUCAUCCGAAAUUUAAUCGAUCAAUCGAUGACAAUCAAUACCAGUUAGUCAAUUGAUCAUUAUCGGAUAACCAAUUGAUAUUCACAAUAAAUACUAGACUAAUUUCAUCGAUUAUCAUCGAUAUUUCGACUUCAUCCGCUAUCGUGUGUCUGCGUUUUACUUAAGGAGCAUCAGAAUUUACGAGAAGUGAUCUGAAACAGCUAAAAUACAAGCGAAGAAAAAUACCUGCUUCGUUAAGAUGGAUCUAACCUGCGAUCAGGCUUUACAACAAAAAAUGCAUGUGAACUAAAUUUUAGUGCCACUGUUUAGUUUCAUGCAUAUUAACUUUGUCUUUUUCAAUCCAUUAAAAUCAAUACAAAUCGAUAAUCAAUCUAUGAAAGGUCACAGCGAUACCAGUCAUCAAAUGGUCAUCGAUUUCCAAUAUUAAUCGAUUAAUUGAUAUCGAUUGAGACCGACUGACGUUAAUUUUUAUCGAUUAUCGAUUUCAUCGAUCAGGUAAGCCGGUAUUAUAAUAGGAUUAUCAUACACAGGUUUAACCAGUUAGUAUUGGUCUAUUGAGUAAAAUUGCUACUUACGAAAUGGAAAAGUUAUAUGUUGGAUUGUUGAUGUCAGUUAGUAUUACUAACUCACAAAACUACCUUAUCAAUUGUCUCAAAACCAUCUUGUAACAUGUUAGGUACUUUACUUAUUUUUUUGUCUAUAUUCUGCGAUUUGUGCCAUGUUCAGGAUCUGUGAUCCUCUAAUUUUUACUAAAACCUCUUACACUAUUUUCUUCAGAGAUUCAGUUGGACGAAUCUUUGUUCCGUUCACUGAAUGAAAGUAAUUCUGAGGAAAGAUUAGAAAAUAUCCAACUUCCAGAUACAGUGACGAAACUGACCACACCAUAUCGAUCAACUGUUUACCUCGUUGGCACAGCACAUUUCAGUGAAAGUAGUAACGAGGAUGUUCGAAAGGUAGAGAUCUCCUUGUCUUUGUUCUUUUUACAAUUCAGUUUUAUUUUGCCUUUUGGUUACAUGUAUACCCAUGGUAAACUAUGACCCAAUGUAUAAUGCGGGUAGGAGACGCAUCGAUUAGGCCAUGUUUGUAACAUGUCAGGCAGUUCCAACUCUCGCAAAAAGUUACAAACACGAAUCAAGACAAGUCAUUGAGUAAUUGGUAUCCUGAAAUAUUUUCAUAUUUCUCAAAGCAUGCCAGGGGCGAGCUUUGGUACUUGACCUCAUCAAAUUAAUUUAUUGUGUAAGACAAAUAGGGUAUAUAUUUUUUCACACAGCAGAGCUUUUAGGAGAUACAACUACCUGAAAAAUGCAAAAUGAACUUCGACGUUGUGAGCGAAGGCCUUUGUUUUGAAGUUAGUAGACGUAUUUAAUUGUCUACUAACGUUCAGAUGAAGCAAGGGCGGAUUUUAGUGGAAAUAGUGGGGGAGGUGGAAAAGAAUUCAGGGGAGGUGCAGCGGUCUAGCUCACGACUCCCUGCAUGGAAAAUUAGGGUUUACUGUAGAACGGGCCAAAGUCAACGACGUGACGUAUGUAUCUAUAGUGUACAUAUGUAUCAGUGUAUUAAUGAAUUAUGCCUGUACGACUCAUCCAAUUUUGCCCUUCAUUACAAUUGCUACAAAGUUUCUUUCAAAACAUUGCAUUAAAAGGGUAUUUGACACAGAGACGAAUGGCUAUCACUACAAAUGUAGACCCUAAGCAACCAAAAAUGUCAAAUGUUCACUUUGAUCUAUCAUUAAAACUUUUCCAAGGGGAGGUGCACGACCUUUCAGGGGAGGUGUGCACCUCCCCACACCUCCCCUCAAAAUCCGGCCAUGAGACGAAUGGCCUUCGCUCGAAAUGUCCAAGUAUUUUUUUGUGAUUUUUCAGGUAGUUGUAUCUCUUACGUACGCUGGCAAUGACCGUUCGGUAUAUGUUUUCGUGUUAUGUUCCAUUUCUCCGUCAUUUUUGUCUACAUGCAUUAGCCCCAAUCAGAUUUUUUUCUCAUUACCUCAUCCAAAAGACGGCUUGGACGUCCCGAGACUGUUGUACUUUUUCAUUGAAGGAAAUUAUAUUAAGCAAGGAUGACACAAUAAUUGCUUUCUGUUUCUUAAAUUAUGCUUUCCAUUUCUUAGACUAUACAACUACUACAGCCUAACUUGGUGAUGGUUGAACUGUGUCGGGGUAGAGUGGAUAUAUUGAAAUAUGAUGAAGAAUUCUUAAUGAGAGAAGUUGGAAAUAUUAAUUUUCAGAAGUUAAGAACUGUAGUAAAACAUGUAAGUCAUUGUUAUCGUUUUGUGUUGUCUGGUUCUUAUUUCUAGUCAAAAACUGGUUCUUAUUUGUUUUCUUAAUCAGCGAGUUGUUGGCAAUAUUACAGUAAUAAUUGCUACCUAAAAGCCUUUGGUAAAAUGUAUCCUCGUCGAGUACCAAACAACAGUUUAUGUGUUAAACCAAGAAUAUACCUUCCAAUACCUGCCUUUGAUCAACGGUUGAACCCUGAACCAUGACCAAACCUCGACGAGUAAAUCCCCUUUCCAGAUCCGGGUAGUUCCAUGCGGCCAUGCCUGCAGUUACCCUGCAAUGUGUACACUCACCUGCCUUUUACUUAUCGCGUGUAAACCCCUAGUUACACGAUCCCGGAUUCACUUUUUACGACAUCGCAUACGCCGUUUAGGAGUAAUAUCUGCCCACCAAAUUUCCUCAUUUAACAGUUUAUGUUUUAUUUUGUUUAUUAUUGCAAUUUAUUGUUGCAAUUGGUCUUCAUAUAGUUUCGACGAUCUUCUACAAAACGAUCUUCUACAAAGAAUUUCCAUUUUAUUUUUAUUCAUCUAGGAAGGUAUUGUUUCAGGCAUAAUGCAAGUUUUGUUACUCAGUAUGUCAGCUCAUAUCACAAAGGAGUUAGGUAUGGCACCUGGGGGAGAGUUCAGAGCUGCUUAUCAAGAGGUUAGCAAUUAUUGAGGUUGUUAUCAUAUGACACAUAGCUGUUUGUAGUGAUGCACAAUAUGUGUGUUUCAUUUCUUUUGUAGGCGAAGAAGGUGCCGUUCUGCCAGUUUCGACUUGCUGACCGUCCAAUACAGGUUAGUCAUAUUAGUUUAGUAUUAAUGAGCUUAAGCAAGCGAUCGACGUUUUUGUCAUCAGACAUCACCCGAAAAUUGGUAUUACUAAUUUUGGCGGCCUUUUGCAUCAGCGCUCGUGUAAGGAAGAAAAAACUUUAAAAAUCUUAUGUUUACAAGAUUGUAACAAACAACUUGUUAACAAGUUGUUGAAUUGCAGAACGAACAAGCUGUUGUUGUUGAGGAACAACUUGUAACAAGUUUCUUCAGUCAACAACCUUGCUGUUGCAGCAAUUGCCAACAAGCUGUUGACAACUUUUCAACAAGCUGGGAACAGGCAGUGCAUGCGAACACAUUCUGGUAACAAGCUGUUGAAACAGCAUUACAUGGUAUAAGUCUGCUGUAAGUUUGUUGCAUACUGUAUGUAACGUACUGUAUGUAAUUGAUCAACGCGCCCCACACAACGGCGGUACGUACGAAGUAGUGCCAUGCAGUGUGUAGUGUAUAUAUGUCUUUCUUUAUGACUCUGUUUUUCUAGUUUGCACAACACCCAUGCGCAUGCUCUCACUUAUACUCGUAAACAUAUACAAGUCCAUAUAAAUGGCAAGAUAUAGUGAAGUUCUUCAUCGAAAAAGUAAAUAUAAACUCCCGUGGCCUCCAAUCUCCAUGGGUAAAGAAAGCAACAGGAGAUUAUGAACUUAAUCAGCAGUUCCUGCUUGAAAUCAAGAACGGCAGUCGAUGCAGUUUUACAUUUGUGAUUUCAAACAAGAGCGCCUGUCGCCAUCUACAACGACUCGAUUUACUUCUGGUCGGUGUUCGUGAAUCAAAAACGUCGCUUGCUUAAGCGGAUCUCUAUCAACUAUUUUCUUACUUGCAGGUUACGCUAGCAAGGGUAAUGGCUGCUCUGUCUUUAUGGCAAAAGAUAAAACUCGCUUGGAGUCUUAUUACUUCUAAAGAACCAAUAACGUAUGAACUGGUCUAUCUAAUCGUUAAUAAUUGCUUUUGCACUCUUCAACUUACUACGUCAUCUAUACUAUACGGUAACGGUUUUACGACGUAAAAUGAAUGUAAUUUCCUUUUUGUAGUAAAGAAGAUGUAGAACGAUGUAAACAGAAAGACUUGAUUGCUGAAAUGUUGGCUGAGAUGACGGGUGAUUUUCCCAAGCUGUAUGAAAUAUUAGUAAAAGAAAGAGAUGCCUAUUUAGCAAGAUCAUUAAGACUUGCCGCCAUUCCUCGUGAAAUAACUGAACCUGAUGGAGGUAUGAUCACUCACUGUCCAAUUAGCCUGCGUGCAGUCUCAACUUGAUAUUUAAUAAAUUCGGGUUGAGGCUGUGCAUGACAACUGCUCCGAAUAUUAAUAACUAUAGUGGUUUCUUUUCUUCCACAUAUGAUAAAAUACUUGACUGGGACUUUCUGGAAAACAGUAUGUACCCUCGAUACUGUUUCCCUCGAUCCCAGUCAAAAACUGUUAAGUAGCAGAUCAUUGCGCAAUAUUUGAGCUUGUGUAGUUCCUACUGACUGUUACUUACUUUAUCAUUAUCAGGUUUUCACUUUGAGCCUACAGUCAUUGUUGGUGUUGUUGGUAUCGGUCAUGUUCAAGGAAUUGUUGAAAAUUGGGAGAAAGAUAUUGAUAUUCAAGAAAUAAUGAGGUUUUCUGUAUCUAACUAAUCUGGUAUAUUGCAUUUAACUAAUCUACCGCCUAAAAAAAUUGUUGAUUCCGGUUUCCCGACCGAUCCCAUCCAUUGAACUAGAAGUUAACGGGAAUGCUAACUCCUAUAUGACAAAGGCCUAUGAUUAUUUCAAUUCGAUAAUUCGUUGAAGCAGACGCGCGGAAAAAACAGCUUUCAAAAGGACUAAGGGCCUGAUUCCACGAGGCGGACUUUUUCGACCGAAACGAAAUUUCUCUUUGUCUUUUUACAAUUAGUUCUGCUCGAGAGCUCAUGAAACAAAGAGUCGGUCGAAAAAUUUCGCCAAGUGGAAAACCGCCUUUAAGGUGAGUUUCGAGGAGUAAGAAAAAUUCAGUCAAAAGUUUGUUUUUGAGCGAAAAUUUGCAAGAAAAACCUUUUUUCAAAUGGGAAUACUACAAUGAUUCGGAUUUAAACCCAGUAAAUGCAUGCUUAUUAUAAUGUAAAUCAUCUGGUGUUUUUUCUAAAAUAUCUAAUAUUUAUUCCUGCAGGAUGCCACCAAAAAGUAUGACAUUUGGAUAUAUAAAGAAGAUAUUUAAAGCUGCUACGGGAGUUUUUAUGGCGUGGAGUUGUUAUAAAGUAAUACGCUGGACAGGAUGCUUGAAGUAUAUACCUGCGUUACCACUGUCACUGACGAGAUGA